This is a messenger RNA of Paramecium sonneborni, 474 nucleotides long. The record is from the annotation of a GenBank genome assembly. Lineage: Eukaryota; Ciliophora; Oligohymenophorea; Peniculida; Parameciidae.
AUGAUAAAAAGAGCAUUUUUUGGAAUUUCUUUAAAAAACAAACAAAAAUUCACCUUCAAAGAAUAAAUUGGUUUACUCUGUUAUAAAUUUACAUAAAUAAUUUUAGAUGGUAAAGGUGAAGCAAAAGUUUAUGGACUUUCUGGCAAUUAAAAAAUAUUGAUUGCUUCUUUAAAUUAAAAGUAAAACUCAAGCAAAUGCUAAUUAAUAAUGGAUGAAAAUAAUUUUAGCAAUUUAAUAUGUAUAGGAGAUGAGUCAAUCUAAGUUUAUGUAUUAGGAUAUAAAUUAGAAAAUAAAAAUUAAAAAAUAAAGAAUAAUAAUUAAAAUGAAAUUUUGGCAUACACAGAUGAAUUCAAAGCUCUAUAACCUUUAGAAGAUAAAGAAUUAGAUUAAGAUGAAAUUGAGUUACUUUCUAAAAAAGAACAGAAAGAAUAUAAAAAUAAAUAAAAACAAAAGCAAUUAAAUUAAAAAUAUUGA